Messenger RNA from Pisolithus orientalis, 360 nucleotides. RefSeq lists its product as uncharacterized. The transcript has a single exon. NCBI's taxonomy places the organism in Eukaryota, Fungi, Basidiomycota, Agaricomycetes, Boletales, Pisolithaceae. The annotation marks the transcript as partial. The record is from RefSeq and is a predicted model, not a curated record.
CAAGAACCUGGAAUUGUCAAGCUUUCUACCUCCUACAAUAAUUUGUGUUUGCAGUUGGUAGCUCUCAUCCACCAGGGGAAAGCCCCUCGAGGGGCCAUAGCACCUAUACUGAUCCAAAGGGAUGGUUUGUUCAAACUAGAUGUAGAUGAUGAUAUCUGGCAGGAUAUUGGUCUUGAGGAUGAUUCUGUUGGAUUGCCACCAGCUUGGUUAGCUGAUGAAAGGGUGUGCUUGGGGAUCAGGACACUCCUUGAGCUGAAGAGGUGUGAGGAGGAAAGGAGGCUCCUGUAUGAAAGAAAAAGCAUGAUGGAAUGGCACUCAGAAGAAUGGAGAUGGCUAGAGAAAUGCAAUGGAUGCAGGUAA